ACUGAAGAGUACACCCUGGAAUAACUCCCAGCCUGGAGGUAUCCACCCAGGGCCCCACUCUGAUGGGAGGUGCUACCCAGCUGUACCACACACCUUUUACCCAAUGGCCUGUGAAAGCCAGCCCAGCACUGGGCCUUCAGCAGGGAGGGGUCUGGUCUAGCCCUGUGUGUGUGGGAGUGAGACAGGGAGACCGACUCUUACUACAGUCAGAGGGAUCCGCUGCCAGCAUCUGUCAAGUCCGCAGUGAUGCAGGGCCUUGUCACUGCUCUGCUGCUGUUAUGCUAUGGCACUGUCAACCAGGUGACCUUUACAAUGGCUGACCCGACCGCAGCCAAACUGCUCUGUGAAGACGACCAUGCCCCCUGCAUCCUUUACAGAAACAAAUGGGAAAAAGUGGUUGCAGAUGAUGAAGAGGUACUUGGUCAAGUUACGACCUGGGCAUCAUUCAGAAAGGAAGAUCCCUCAGGAAGCAGUUAUCAACCAAGACCCACUCUCAGAGAGCAAGUGACAACUUACAGGCCACGACUUCGAGGGCAACAGGGACUUCAAGGCCCACCGGGUUUGACUGGACUGCCUGGGCCAAAGGGGGAUAAAGGCUACGCUGGUGGGAUGGGCCGGACUGGACUCACAGGCUACCGAGGCCCCGUCGGCCCACCAGGGAUGCCCGCCAUCAUAGUGUUCAAAACCUCUGAGGAAGAGUGGAGGGAUUUCAAGAAAAAGAAAUUCUACAAAAAGCUAGUUGCAACUUGGCCGAGAUUAAAGGGCCCUCCAGGACUACCUGGCCCCCCCGGAGAUCCUGGACCUCCUGGACCACCAGGAAUCACUGGAAAACAAGGAAAGAAAGGAGAUCAAGGGAAAAUCGGGCUUCCUGGAUCACCAGGAAUACCCGGGCCUCCAGGACGACCUGGGAAUGAUGGGAUUGAUGGUAUGGAUUCUGAUGAUGGCCCACCAGGCCCACCCGGGGAAAAGGGUCUCCAGGGUUACAGAGGAGAGAAGGGAAUUAAGGGGGAGCUGGGUGAGUGGGGUUAUGAAGGAGAACCAGGACAACAGGGAAACAGAGGCAGAAAAGGAGAUAAGGGAAAUAAAGGAAACCGUGGACUCAUAGGGAUCACUGGAUAUAUAGGAAUAACUGGACCCAGAGGACAACUGGGCUUCCCAGGAACAUCAGGACCUACCGGAGACAUCGGUUUCGUUGGGUUCGUCGGAUCGCCUGGCCCUCCUGGCAUAAUGGGGCCAAGAGGACCGAUCGGAGUCCCAGGAGUCAAUGGACCACCAGGCCAACCAGGUGAACUAGGCCUAAGGGGAGCUGUUGGACCUCUGGGAGAGCCAGGUUCUAGUGGGAAUGUUGGAUUCCCUGGUGUUCGUGGGCCUCAGGGAGAAAUAGGUGGAGAUGGACCUGCCGGUCCAAAAGGGGAUCCUGUGAGUGGGGAAGCAGGUGAUGAGGGGGACAUAGGUGAACCAGGACCCCCUGGACUUAAUGGAGCCAAUGGCAAGCCAGGAAAAACUGGACCCUCAGGUGAUCCAGGGAUCAAAGCAUCAACGAGAGGUGACAAGGGUGAUCCUGGAAUGAAAGGGGACCGGGGUGGACCUGGGCCUCCUGGCCGAAAAGGCUUUAAAGGUAGAGGAGGAGCCUCGGGCACGGUGGGUAAUGCAGGACCAGUUGGGCCGCCUGGAUUCCCUGGAACCAGAGGAUAUGAUGGAAUCAUUGGUGAGAAUGGGAAGCAGGGAAAGGACGGGCCAAAGGGUGACAGAGGUCCUACCGGUGGCCUGGGCGUUAUUGGACCAAGGGGUGUUAAGGGUCGAGAAGGUCGUGCGGGAUUUGCUGGCUUGCCAGGGCCUUUUGGAGCAGUGGGGAAGAUAGGAGACAGAGGACCUGAAGGAGAACCCGGUAUUAAGGGGAGGCCGGGAAUUCCUGGAGUCAUUGGAAUGAAAGGGAUGAAGGGACUUCAAGGACCUCUAGGAGGUAGGGGUCUGAAUGGACCACAUGGGCCCCCGGGAUCAAUUGGAGCAUCUGCUUCUGAUGGGGAUCCUGGACCUACUGGACUCAGGGGAAUGAUGGGGAAGACUGGGACUCCAGGAUUUCAAGGCCCAGUAGGAAGGAAUGGAGAUUCUGGCGGUAGAGGAAUUAGUGGAAAGCCAGGAAAGCCAGGGGUCAGAGGUGCCAAAGGUAAAGAGGGUCCAGUCGGGCCUCCUGGAAAUCCUGGACUGAAGGGGAAUAGAGGUCAAGAAGGCCCAAAGGGGAAACGCGGAGGUCCAGGCCUGCAGGGAUUGACAGGGAUGAAGGGAUACAGAGGAGCUCCUGGCAUAGCAGGUAAUAUCGGACCAUGGGGUAAAAUGGGCUUGCAAGGGCCACCAGGGGACAAGGGGCCCAGAGGAACAAUCGGGCCCCAAGGGGUUAUUGGUUACCCAGGUAAAGACGGUCCACCAGGAAACAUUGGCCCUUUUGGAGAUAAAGGUGAUAAGGGGUCCAUUGGAGCUACUGGACAGAAGGGAGUUGCCGGUGUCGAUGGUGAGGAGGGUCCAACUGGAUUACACGGGCCAUUGGGGCCACCAGGACUGAAUGGGCUACCGGGUGAAAAGGGGAAAAUGGGAGCUCCUGGGGAAAGAGGUGGAAAAGGUAUCCAGGGAGACAGAGGCAACCCAGGUCAACAAGGUCCAAAGGGCCCACCUGGCAAAAAAGGAUACUUAGGACCCUCUGGGGACCGUGGAACAGAAGGGUUUUCUGGACUGAAGGGUGAGCCAGGCAUCAGAGGCCCAUCAGGCCUUGCUGGUCCUUAUGGUCCUGGGGGCAAAACCGGAGCAGCAGGGGCCAAGGCAGAGAAGGGCUUUCUUGGAACCACAGGACCCCCUGGAAGGUUAGGGCCACCGGGCUUUGUGGGAUCAAAAGGACCAAUAGGUUUACCAGGAAAAAGAGGAAUAAUUGGAAAGCUUGGACUUCAAGGACCAAAGGGAGAUCAUGGGGAGAAUGGAAAGACUGGCACGGCCGGUGUCAAAGGAAAUGUGGGAUUACAAGGUUCAAAGGGGACGAAAGGAGAUUCUGGAACAAAAGGCAGGAUGGGCACACUGGGAAAAAGGGGAUUCCCAGGGUCUCUAGGAGCCAAAGGCAGAUCUGGACCUGUUGGUCCUCCUGGAGAGAAAGGUUUUAAGGGGCACAAAGGGUCAAAGGGAUUGCGCAGCAGCCCAGGAAAGCAAGGCAACAAAGGGGUUAGAGGCAAACCGGGAGGCAAAGGUCCAUUAGGACUGGAUGGACCAGUUGGAAGACCUGGAAAACCAGGACUUGCUGGUUUGGAUGGAUUACUGGGAGUUGAAGGAAAUGAAGGAGACAAUGGUGAUAUUGGUUACAGAGGAGCCCCCGGUAGGCCUGGUCAACCAGGAAAGAUGGGUCAACGUGGAAAUCCUGGAUUACAGGGCAGCCGCGGAGGAACAGGAUCUAAGGGUUAUCUUGGAUCAAAAGGAAAACAAGGACCUGCAGGACCAGUGGGACCAAGGGGUAUUCCAGGGCUUAGAGGAGAGAAGGGGAAUGUUGGCCAGCAAGGAUCAAAGGGUCAGGCUGGUGCCAAAGGUCGACAGGGACCUACUGGACCACAAGGAGUUAAAGGAAAAUCCGGACCCCCAGGGCAUAAAGGGCGACUAGGUCCAAAAGGCAUACAGGGAGACAUUGGUCCUCGAGGUCCAUUUGGAAAAAGGGGCUACCCUGGUCUACCGGGUCUCUUUGGAAAGAGGGGUUUUAAGGGGAGACAAGGAAUGCCUGGAGCUAAGGGCAUGAAAGGGCGGCGUGGUCUCCCAGGAAAACCAGGUCCUCCUGGCCAUCCAUUAAAUACGCAACCUGGACUCCAUGGAAAAAGUAGAAGAUCAAAAAAGAUUCCCCAGCAAUAUUGGACCAUGAGUAGGAGAACGCUUGCUUCACUCCCUGACCAGGACGCAAGCAGCUCAUUCAGCUGGCCUCAGGGAACUAAAGACAACCCGGCAACCACGUGCCACGAGCUAGGGCUGAUUCACCCCCACCUGCAGAAUGGAAACUUCUACAUGGAUCCUAACCAGGGCUGUCCAUUUGAUGCCAUGCAAGUGUUCUGUAACUUCACUGCAGGAGGGAGUACCUGCAUUCCUCCUGUCCAGUCACAGAUAAAAGCCAAAUGGGAAGCAGAAAAGUCCAAAAAGUCUAUCCAAUGGUUUAGCCAGCUUGAUGGUGGCUAUAAGUUUGAGUAUGCCGGUCUUGAUGUUGUCCAACUCCGGUUUCUACGGUUACACAGCCACUCAGUUUUUCAGCGUCUGAACAUUGCCUGCCCUGUAAACCACACUAGCAGAGCAAACUGGAGAAGUGCAACUAACAGGGUUCUCCACUUUCUGGGAAACUCCGGGUCGGAGAUUGGUUCAAGCUAUAUGACUGUAUCAACGUAUGGUUGUGAAGUGGAGGUGGAGGUAAGAGUACGGGGGAACACAGAGAUCCACAGAGGGAACAUGGAGCUGUUGCCCCUCAGGGACGUUAGUGUGCAGGGAAGGGGAGACCACUGGGGCAUAGACCUCAGAGCUACCCUGGGACCUCUGUGCUUUUUGUAGCCUCCAUUUACAGUGUAUGGAGAAGAAGUCGUAUAGUUUUGAUAGCAAGUAGUUGAGAAAUUAUAUUUUGGACUUAUUUGUAAUUUUUUAUAAUGUAUAUUUAUAAGGAAAGAUUUGAACAGUUUUUUUUAUCUGCUGCAUGGCAUGCCUUUUUAAUGAUUUAUAAUUCUCAACGAUUUAAUUUGUGUAUAUAGUGUGCUUCAGAUUAUUUUUAUCAUGUAGAUUUCUAAAAAUGUAAUGUACUCAUUUUGUAUUUAAUUGUGAAACUUUUGUAUGUUUCUGCUAUUAUUUGAGGGUUUCAGAUAAAAAUCUGAAUCGACUAAAUUGUUGUAUAUAAUUUUUCUCUAAAGUUUCUCUCAAAAACAUCUUAAAACAUUUUAUGGUUUACACCCCGAUGAAAUAAAAAGUAUUACACCUCGUUGUCAAAUAUGGAAUGAAAAGACAUUUGUGAAUUAAUUAUAUGCUAAUAUGCAUGGUUUAUGAAUGGAAACUAUUGUAGUAAUUCUAUUUAUGACAGAUCAGGAUUUGCAAGACCAUAAAAUCAUGCUUGUUAGAAUUGUUCCUAACUCUUCAUACCUACCAUUUGCAGCAGAAGGUUAUAUACUUUCAUACAUAGAGAAAUAAUUAAGGUAUGUCUUUUGUUUUGCGUGACACAUUUACCCAAAACAAUGUUCAUUGACCUUAUACAGGCCUGUGUGCAUUAUGUUCUGCAACAUUAAAUAAAACACAUGGUGGUUUACUGAAUGACCCAUAUAAAUACUGAGAAGCAUUGUG
Messenger RNA from Esox lucius (northern pike), 5331 nucleotides. RefSeq names its product collagen alpha-1(I) chain. Bases 247 to 4557 code for a protein of 1436 amino acids. The transcript has 66 exons. The record is from RefSeq and is a predicted model, not a curated record. Gene Ontology annotation, molecular function: extracellular matrix structural constituent. NCBI's taxonomy places the organism in Eukaryota, Metazoa, Chordata, Actinopteri, Esociformes, Esocidae.